Hippopotamus amphibius kiboko is the source of this 2729-nucleotide messenger RNA. It is a transcript of the gene MREG, whose product is annotated as melanoregulin. Gene Ontology annotation, biological process: melanocyte differentiation; melanosome transport. NCBI's taxonomy places the organism in Eukaryota, Metazoa, Chordata, Mammalia, Artiodactyla, Hippopotamidae. The coding region runs from base 332 to 976 and encodes 214 amino acids. The record is from RefSeq and is a predicted model, not a curated record. Gene Ontology annotation, cellular component: melanosome. The transcript has 5 exons.
GAGUCCCCGCUUCCUCCUCAGAGGGCAGCAGCGGAGCGUCUCGGGGACGCAUGCGUCCCAACUUGCGCCCGGGGAAUUAGAGAGAAGAAAAGCCCCGACAAAACCCGCGCCCCAAACAAAACCCAAGUGGAAGGAAGCGCGCGGCCCUGCAGCCCCGGGGCCGCGAAGGCGCCUCCCGCCUGGCCCGCGUCCCCGGCCGCGGCGUGAUGCGCACGGACCGGCCCGCGACGCCCUGGCCGCCGCUGUCCCCGCACCUGGACGCCGGUCCGGUGGCCGCGCCCCAGCCGACUGCCUCGGAGUCGCCCGGCGCCGGCGGGGCACCUCGCUCUCCAUGGGGCUGAGGGACUGGCUGAGGACCGCGUGCUGCUGCUGCCCGUGCAAGUGCCUGGAGGAGCCCGCCGUGCCCGAGAAGGAGCCCCUGGUCAGUGGUAACAAUCCGUAUUCUUCGUUUGGAGCCACGCUGGCCAGGGAUGAUGAAAAGAAUUUGUGGAGUAUGCCUCACGACGUGUCCCAUACGGAGGCAGAUGACGACAGGGUCCUUUACAACUUGAUUGUCGUUCGUAAUCAGCAGGCCAAAGAUUCAGAGGAGUGGCAAAAACUCAACUAUGAUAUCUACACCCUGCGACAGAUUCGAAGGGAAGUGAGAAAUAGAUGGAAACGCAUUUUAGAAGAUUUAGGUUUUCAAAAGGAAGCAGACUCUUUGCUGUCAGUGACAAAACUCAGCACCAUCAGUGAUUCUAAAAACACAAGGAAAGCUCGGGAGAUAUUGUUGAGACUGGCUGAAGAGACCAGUAUUUUCCCAACCAGUUGGGAGCUCUCGGAGAGAUAUCUCUUUGUUGUGGACCGUCUCAUUGCACUUGAUGCUGCAGAAGAGUUCUUUAAAAUUGCCAGUCGAACUUACCCCAGGAAACCUGGGGUCCCAUGCCUGGCAGAUGGCCAGAAAGAACUGCACUACCUUCCCUUUCCAAGUCCCUAAAGGAAAGGCUUCAAGGCAGAAUGGGAAUUCUUCCACUGGACCUCAACAGCCAACCAAAGUUGGACAAAUGCAUGUAAAAGAGAAUGAGCAAGAAGAGGGCUGGCUCAGAGAGAAAGGAUUCUGAAUCCAACAAAAAUCUAAGGGUUUGGAUAUCUGGUCCUCAUGAGGACUUGAGUCUAUGAAAUAUGUUGAGGUUGCAUUGAAACACUCUGAUCAUCUUGCAUCAGAGAGUUGGUCAGUGGGGUAUUUCAUCAUGGGUGAUUAGAUUCCAAGAACCCAUUGCCCCUGUUUUGGUUUUGGUUGUACAGUAGCUCUAACCACUAAUCCUGUGGGGAGAAUAGGAUGUUCUAGUUAAUAAAAUAAGAUUAAUAGAACUAUCAUUGGGCUCAAAAUAUGGAUUACCCAUUUUUAAAUAAUUGUUAUAUAAUAAAGGCUAACACCAGAAUAAUACCAGGCAUGAUGUGACCUUUCUUUGAUUUGGAAGUACCUACGGAACCUAGGAAGUGUUUGAGGCACCAUUUUGAGAUUAUUCAGAAGUUUAGAUGUACCAAAUAAGAGAAAUAUCUAGGAGUGCUGCUCAGAAGUGAGUCCUAAAUAGAGAAUGAUCCUGAGAAGAACUUCCUGCAGCUAAGCCUAAAAGCCUCUGUCUUCAGGUGUGGUACAAGCAUCUUAUUGAUAUAUUCUCAACAUUAUUGAUCUCUGGUUACCUCAUUUUUGCAUAUUGUCCAGCUCUAGUCCACAAACUCUUGAUAUUUUUGGGGGGAUAGCAUCUAUUUGACCUUCACUGUCCUCAGCCUGUUUUAACCAGCUUAUUGGCCGAGAGUUGCACCGGCCCACGGACCUCUGAUGCAGAUUUUCAGCUCCGCAGGCUGUGUUGCAUUGAGGAAGGUCAUUGCUGGACUUUCUUCCAUCCUGGAGAUGAUUUUCAAAGUGGAGCAAUUCUGUCAGUGUAGUUUGUGUCUGUCCACAGAGUGAGCAGCCCAGCUUCAAAAGUUAACUGUCACUUAGGCAAGGAGCUUGCCAUGAAAUCAGGGUUCAUUUUAUUGAAAAGACUUCCAGAGCUUGUCAGAUUUAUCAGUAGAGUGCUGAGGACAAUAGCAAUAUUUUUCCUUUUACAGAUUUUACUUUUCUGACUUCAGGUUAAAAAGUAACUUGUAUUUAGUCUGUGCAGGGGUUUGUGACUUGAACAUUUCCCUACCCUGAUUAGCUCUCUUGGUAGCGAACGUAAUGUUUAAAAUAUUUGUUAGAGGAGAUACAGGUUCUUCGUUUAUGAGCGCGUUGCAAUUUAACUGACAUGUUUCUGGAAAAUUCUUCCUAGUUAAAUAAGUAAACUAAGAGUUUUAUUUUUUAAAAUAAAAAAUACAUUUUUAUUUUGUUUUAUUUAGUACUUAAUAACUCUCUUACGUUGUUUAAAAUUAGUCUGCAAAUAUUUCCGCUCACAUCUGUAGGCUCUUGCAAGAUAAACAUUACAAACAGUGAGACAAACAACAAAAACAAACAAUAAAUUAAACCAAAAGAAUCUUUGAAAAUCAUAUUGUUUUCAUCUUUGUCCUUGGAAUUUGUGUUUUGUCUUUCUGCCUUUUUUGAUGUCAAAAUAGAUGAGAUUGUUUGCAUCUAUGGAGAAUAAAUUGUAACCAUAGUCUUUAUUUUUGGUAAUGAGUAAGUAAGGAUAAAAUUGUCUCUAUGACUAUAAAAACUCACGAAAUUAUCCAGGAAAUUUUCCUUGCAAAGAAUUAAAAGGUUUCUAUAUUUA